Scomber japonicus (chub mackerel) is the source of this 1931-nucleotide messenger RNA. RefSeq names its product ALG12 alpha-1,6-mannosyltransferase (gene alg12). Gene Ontology annotation, biological process: protein N-linked glycosylation. The transcript is spliced from 10 exons. The coding region runs from base 16 to 1503 and encodes 495 amino acids. Gene Ontology annotation, molecular function: alpha-1,6-mannosyltransferase activity. NCBI's taxonomy places the organism in Eukaryota, Metazoa, Chordata, Actinopteri, Scombriformes, Scombridae. Gene Ontology annotation, cellular component: endoplasmic reticulum membrane. The record is from RefSeq and is a predicted model, not a curated record.
CAUCUCUCAGCUGUCAUGGCUGAAAAAAGGCAGGUUUUGGGGCUCCCACUGCUGUUUCUGUUAUUUUCUGUGUUUCUCCUUCAUUUAUGCGUGUGUCCGUUCACUAAAGUUGAGGAGAGCUUUAAUUUACAAGCGGCUCACGACAUCCUGUACCACAGGUUUGACUUUCACAAGUAUGACCAUCAUGAGUUCCCUGGCGUGGUGCCACGAACUUUCGUUGGCCCGUUGUUCCUCUCCGCCUUCUGCUCUCCUGCUGUGUUUCUGUCCUCUCUGCUGGAUGCGCCGAAAUUCUUCACACAGUUAAUGGUGCGAGCUUCUCUGGGACUCUGUGUAGUCGGUGCCCUAUGGCACAUGCAGAGAGAGGUGAGGAGGCAGUUUGGCUCCACGGUUGCAGGACUCUUCUGUGUGACGUGUGCUUCACAGUUUCACCUAAUGUUCUACAGCACCAGGACACUCCCUAAUGUGUUUGCACUGCCACUAGUUCUUGUGGCAUUCACUUCUUGGAUGGCUCAGAGAUACGGGAGAUUCAUCAGCCUCUCUGCGUUAGUCAUCAUUGUGUUCCGGUCGGAGCUCUGCAUCUUCAUGGGUCUCAUGUUGUUGAUAUCGCUGCUGAGCAGGAAGCUGGGACUGAUGGAGUUGCUUUAUUAUGCCGUACCUGCUGGGAUCUUGUCACUGGCUCUGACUGUGGCAGUUGACAGUUUCUUUUGGAAUAAGCUCUUGUGGCCUGAGGGACAGGUUUUGUGGUACAACACUAUUCUCAACAAGAGUUCCAACUGGGGAACCUCCCCUUUCCUCUGGUACUUCUACUCCGCGGUGCCCCGAGCCCUGGGCUGCACACUGCUCUUCGUCCCCCUUGGUCUCCUUGAUAGACGGAUGAGGCUGAUUCUGCUACCUACAGUGGGCUUCAUCCUCAUCUACUCGCUGCUGCCACACAAGGAGUUGCGAUUCAUCAUAUACACUUUCCCCGUGCUCAGCUUGGUGGCCGCCCGAGGCUGCUCUUUUAUUUUGUGCAACUACCAGAAAUCCUGGAUGUAUAAACUGGGCUCUGCAGUUGUGAUUGGCCAGCUGUUAACCAACACGCUGUACUCUGGUAUUUGUCUCUAUGUUUCCCACCACAACUACCCGGGAGGCCGAGGGAUGCUGGAACUCCACAGACUGUUGCCAUCCACAGCAGAUGUCUUUGUUCAUAUCGACACCUAUGCUGCUGAAACUGGAGUAUCACGCUUCUUGGAGCAGAACAGAAACUGGAGAUAUGACAAACGAGAGGACAUGAGCCCCACUAAUCCUCAGAUCAAAAUGUACUCACACCUACUAAUGGAGGCUAAUGACACCAAGAUCCGGCAACUCCGGGACACUCAUCAGCCUCUGGCUUUCAUAGAAGGUUACAGCAACAUCGGCUUCAAAGCGUUUCACUUCCCUCCUGUGAGUGUGAGAUUAGAGAGAAAGACUGUGCUGAUGGAGAGAAGGACUGGAGCCGGGCAAAAGAAAGACCGUACUGAAUAGGACUGAGGAGUUAUUUUCUUAUUGACCAAAGCUGACAUUUAAUCUAUUCUCACAGAUUGUAAUAGGAUAUGGGUGUGUAAUGUGCAUCUCUGCAGGUUUUACAGAAAUGACAGGACUAAUAUCUGUCACAUUCCAAUAUCAUGUGCUAGCCCAGUAGAAGUUGCAUUGAACUCAUGUUUAAAAUGUUACACCCGUGGAAAUGGUUUUCUCAUUUCACAUGCUAAGAAACAUACUGGAGUUGUUAUGCAUUGUAUUUUUCAUGACUGGUAAGAGAGAAAAUGAAGUGUUUUCUUACAAAGAAGCUCUUGUAUCUUCUACAGAGUGUGCUGUAUUAUUUACCUCAGGCUGUUGUUUGUAUGUUGUGAAGAUAAGAUGUUUUAUAGAUGAAUAAAGUUGAAAUGAAAAAAAAAAAACAAAAAAAAAAACAC